Acanthaster planci (crown-of-thorns starfish) is the source of this 12625-nucleotide messenger RNA. Its product is annotated as zinc finger protein 532-like. The record is from RefSeq and is a predicted model, not a curated record. NCBI's taxonomy places the organism in Eukaryota, Metazoa, Echinodermata, Asteroidea, Valvatida, Acanthasteridae.
AUGCAUGCACUAAAAGUGUAUUAUUGAAUUUCCGGUGUUUAACAUGUUAAAUAAAAAUGUAGCUUACAGUACACAUAUACCAUGAUCAAGACAAUCAUGAUUGUUUGACGAACUUUGUGCAUUGCCGUGGCUAGGUCUAGGGAUUGUGCCGUGGGAGUCUUUAGUAGUGUGCACAUUUAUGUAAUUUACACUGUAAACAAUGCACACCCCAAGUACAUGUUUUUGUACUAUAUGUAUUUUUGAGGAUAUGGUGUACUUUAUUUCACCUAGAUUUUGGCAUGUUUGGGACUGAAAACGUGGGAUUAGAGAAUUUGCCAAGUCCAAUACAGGAAAUUAAUGCCUGCCCAGCCACAUAUGCAUACAUUUGUAAUUACAUGUAUAGACAUAUCUUUGGGAUGUUUAUGAAUGUACAUACCGGUAUCUAGUACAUGUGAAAUGCCUUGAAGUUAAAGUUUUGCUUAAAUAUUUCAGAAUCCAGGUUCGUGUACAUGUAUAUACAUGACAUAUGAUGAUGUAUACAAAGUGUGGUUUUUAUGCAUUAUCAUGUGCAUGUGUAAUCAUGAUGGUGACGUGUCAUGGUCAUUAUAUUAAUUAAAGGAAAAAAUGUCCAUCUUUAAGGGAAUACAAAGUUAGAAUUGAUCUAAAUAUUUACCAGAAUUUCCGGGGAGUCAAUUUAGGAAUAUUCGUAAAUACGGUAAGACAAUUUAGCCAUUGCGAUUGGUGAGAGACCAGCACAUGCACAUCUUAAACAGUUGAAAAGGAACCAGUUGACGUGGCACCUCACACAGUACGCCUCACAUGCGUGUGCCCAUUUCCUCAACAUUUGUAUUAUGACCAAACAUACUGUAGCAAGGCUUCAUGUACAGGUACAUGUAUAAUAGGGAGGGUUUUUUUUUUUAAUAAAGUAAAAUAGUUCCUCAAAAUCAUUGAACAUUUGUAAAGUUUAAAUUUAUUUUGCUUUUCUGACUCAAAAGGUACUCGUACAUGUACGUAUGUAAAUGGAAUAAAUACAUGUGUUUGGCCAUAGAGACACUUAUGCACAACUCAAGAGAUACAUGUACAGCACUGUCCCUAAAUUCAGAGAAGUCCCUUUAUUUGGAGACAAAACCAGUUCCCUGAAAGAGAGAAUGUCUCCUGAAAAGGGGACAUUUCUCCCUAAGUGGGCUUGGGUAAAAAAUAUCCACAUGCUACAUGUACAUGUACUAUCAGUUUUUUCCCCAUGUUAUCCAUUCGCAUGCAGGUAAGUUAUUUAUGUUGUUAUGAACUUUGUGCCAUGUGACUUAAUUACAUGUACAUGUAGGUAAAGAAUUAAUAUUUUAAAGAUUGUUCUGAUACAGUCUUUUUCCUAUAUACAGUAUAUCCUUCAUGCCCCAUUGCAGACUCCUGCUUGUAAUCCUAGAAGCGAACUGUAGAAAGUUUUUGUAAAUGGCAGCCGUGGGUGUUUUUUCUGCUGAAUCCAGUGGUACUAAAAAGAUAGCAAAGGUACGGUCACCAAGUCCACUUGAAAAAAAAAAUGUCCCCAUUUAGAGGGACAUUCUCUCUUUUGGAGGACUAAUUUUGUCUCCGAAUAAAGGGACUUCCCUGAGAUUUUGAUGUGGGCCUAUACUGUUGGCUGGUCUAUAGUGUUCAAUUAAGACCGGCUUAGGAGAAUGGACAACUAAUGACUUUGCUUUCAGCUUGGGUAUUAGUUGUAUAUUUUGCCCUCCUGCAUCGGAAAUUUGGUUCUGGAUCCCCCCUUGACUCUGUCUUUCCUUUACAUAAAUUUGCUCGUAAAGCUGAGGCAGAAACAUGUUCACAUGUGGUGAAUCUGGUCAUAGUCUCGCAAACACGCCUCCCCAUGCAUGACACUAUAGUGCCAUUGCACCUGAAACAUACACUUUUAGAUUGAUAGUAUCAGUGAGGGCUACUAGUGCUUGAGACUGAUGGUACUAAAAAUUUCUCCCUUCCAAAAAGCUUUCAAUGGGAUUACUUUCGUUGGGAAUUUAUAGAAAAAUAAAAGAUUUUUGUGAACGCUCAAUUGUAUCUUAAAGGUUCAACAUUGUCUAAAUUUUGCACCAGCUCCCUGCAGCUUUAUCUGUUUGGUUUAAGAGUAUCUAUUAAUUUAAAGUGUGUUUCUGCAAAAUACAUGUUGUUGAAAUAUUGCGAUAGUGAUGUUGAAGUGCAAUCAGAUUUUGAGUUUUUGCACAGCCUGAUGUGUGCAAUGAACAAAGGAAAUUUCAGACAAACUGCACCGAUUCAGGGAAGUCUGCUGUACACGUAUAUCGCUGGGUACUGUGCUUGUUGCAUAUGUGGCAUGAGUAUGGAGCUUAUCAGCCAUUGUUCUCUUUGUGAAUUCUACAAUCAUCAAAUGAAUGCAUGCAUAACAGCACAGAUCAAAGGCUGUGGGCUGCCAAGUUCUUUGUGGUCAAAUUAGCUUCAUUGUCUUGUUACAUGUACAUGUAGAAGCCAUUCAGAUUACUUUGUGUGCAUACUGUCAUGCUGCAAAGUAUUCUCAGACUUGCAUAUGCAGUUGCAUUGCCUGCAGGAAACCUUUGACCUUUCAAGGGUAUAGGGGCUACACUAUGCACUAACAUUGUAGCUUGUGGAUUUUAUCAUCACCUACUGUCUGUUAAUACUCAAGUUUUUCUGAGGCUUAUCCAGAAUUGGCAGCAUGGAGGACACUGCCACAGAUUUCCAGGAUCUUCUGGCUGCUUUUGACAUCCCGGACAUGAGGGUCAAGAUCAGUGAAGUCCGCUCCUUGGCUCCCGAUGUGACCUCUACCACCAACAUGUUCCCAAAGACGGUAACCACCAGUGCUUCAGCCUCCACUCCCACAGUGAAACAAGAGCCGGAGUCUGUGGGGGACGACUGCCAGUCUUCUUGGAAGGGAGCCUGCUUAGCUGAGAGCAGGGACCCAGUGGUGGAAGGGUCCUCAACGCUUCCACCUCCAGUUUCCCAUGUGGCAGACCUGCCGUUAGAAACUCCAGCUACUGUUACAGCUCAGGAGAUCAGUGCCCAGCAGAAAGAGCCUACCAUGAACGGGGACAGCAUGAGCAGUUUUGCUGAGCCGCAGCAGGGGACACCGUCAGUAGCCCAGCAUGCCAAAGUUGUCUCGUCUACACUCAUCGCAAACUCCUGGGCAAAUUCGGUUUCUGGGAGCAAAAACUUGCUGGUGAGCAUCGCGCCCAAGCCAGGAAGAGCAGACAAGCUAUCAGGAGCAUCAGUCUCCCAGUCAAGGUGUGCCAGGCUGAUGUCAGUGGCAGCCAGUACUCAGGCAAGUGGCGUUAUCACAACUCCCAUUACGGCAUGCAUAAGUAUGGGUUUGGUGAACAACAAGCACACCAAUGCUCCACCAUUGGUGAUUGGUAACCAUGUUCAACCUGCAGUCAAGGGAAAAACAUCCACAAUAAUUGUGGACGUUUCUAGCGUCAAACAAGCACAACUGAACCCUUCAAAGACCAUCACGGGCUACCAGAUAUUGCAGGUCUCCUCUGCGGAUCUGCUGAAGCGUGUGAACCCAAUCCCGAGGUUUGUCCCCAUUUUUAACCAACUGAGGGUAGCACUCGGUGGAAACAACUCCAAGCUCGGUAAGAUGAGAUACCCAUGCGAGGAGUGUGGGGACAUCUUCCUGGUCCAGUCCAGUCUGAAGUUGCACAUGGAACGUCGCAGUGUGCACAUCGCUUUCAACUGCCCCUUUUGCGUGAACAAUCAGAGCCUGACUUUCUACAACAAGUGUAGCUUUCAUGCUCACCUGCGUCAGCACAGUAAGCAGGGGAAGCUGAAGAUCAAUUUUGCCAGCCAGGCCUACAGCAAUGCCACAGUUUCCUCUCUGGCAUUCCCCAAGACCUCCACUCAGGAUAAAGUUGUGGUAUCAGAUGUGGUCAAGGUCCCCAGUAGUAGUGAGGUACAUGUUACAAAAAGCAGUGCCCCUAGUCCGACCUCCUCGACCAAGGAAACAGAAGAUUUGAGAUCUACCGGUACGCAGCUAACGAGUAAAGCAAGUACCGGUAGUACCACAAUCGUUAUAAGGCCUGUCGUGACGGAAGGUGUAAAUUCGUGCCCGAUAUGCCUGAUAAGGUUCACAUCUGAGUCGGCCCUGCAAUCCCACAUGCAACGCUACCUGCCCAACCAGGAUGUCACCUGCGAUGCCUGCAAGAUGACCCUGCCAAAUAGAUGCCAGCUGAGGAUGCACAGUGUCAUGCACAGCGGCGUGACCAGCAAGUGGAUGUGCCCCGAGUGCGCGAGACCAAUUUCUGACCUGAAAGCCUUCUACUGCCACAUAUCCAACACCUGCAUGCACUGGUACCGCCAGAUGCGUGUGCAGUGCAAGCUUUGCUCCCGAAUGGUCAGCGACUACGUCCAGCACUUAGACAAGGGGCACGAGAUGCUUUUCUACCGUUGCGUGUCCUGCUCCAUGGCAUUCAAGACCCUGCCAGCUCUGAAAGAGCACAGUGAACGCAGACACAACAUCCAGCCCGGCUCCCCUCUGUGCCGAAUCAUCUCCAAGUGCCCUUUCUGCGAGACGGUCUUUAUGCAGAAGCCACUACUCAUAGCGCACAUUAAGAUGCACAUCCAACAGGAGGGGAUGGUCAAGAGCAAGGCCUGGGUCUACUGUUGUCCAAAGUGCUCCACCACCUUCAGCCACCUGAUCAAUUUCAAGAAGCACCUGGUCACGUCCCAUCCAACCUUGAAGCAUUUCCACUGUGACCUGUGCCGGCGCAACUUUCCAAGUUAUGAACAGCUGACGUGGCACUUUGAGACCGGUCAAAAAAGUGGGACGCAAGUAGUCUGCUUAGCAGCAAAACUCCGCAAUUUCAAGAAGGGUCAAGAUUCCAUGAAAAGUGGUGAAGGCAUCACAAGCAAACCAUCAGACACAUCGAAAGCAUUGAAAUUGCCAGACACUGGAAAGAAGGAGGAGCAACCUGUUGGGAAACUCUACGUCAAGAAAACCCACAGUUGUCCAGGCUGCAGAAAAAGUGGCAAAGUAAUGUACUUUUUCAAAGAGGAAGAUCUCAAGACCCACAUGGGCCAGGCCCACCCUGAAAUGAAACUGUCCUCUCUGAAGCCUGAUGAAUGUAUAAAGUAUGUGACCAUCAGACCCAAAGAGGACUCCAGCAAAGGGUCAGAUGACAAGUCAAGUCCAGGAGGAACUGCAGAGAAUUCGAAGAAGCGGAAAAAUAGUGAGGAGACGCGGGAUGGAACUCCAGCGGCCAAGAAGCCUAAGUUCGUCCUCCCGAGCGAAUUCACUUGCGCCAAAACCCAGUGCCUCUACCAGUCCAAAGACCGGGCAGACUUCAAAGCCCACAUACAGAGUCACUGUCAGGAUCCGUCACUCCCCCAGUGUGAGGAGUGUGGGGCGUGCUUCCGCAUUGAGCUAGCUCUCAAGAGGCAUCUCUUCAUCCAGCAUGGCAUCAGGGAGUUUGAUGUCUACAUAAGGAUGCUCAGAGGAGUAAGCCCAUCCCCUCCACCAGAGGAAACCAACCCAAGUCCCAACCCAGCUCAGGAGAUUUCCGAACAAGUCUCUCCCCCAACAUCAUCAGCUGGGGUUGCGGACAAAUCUACUGUGCUGGAAUGCCAGGUUUGCUACAAGACAUUUCAGAAUGAAGGUAACCUGCGUACCCAUAUGCGAAACCAUGGUAUGGCAUUCAUUCGCUCAAAACGCUCUGCUAGCAGUGAUUAAAUGAACAAAAACAAAAAAAUUUCAACAGGUUUUAGAGUUUUAGUGGGAUUAGAAUGCAAACAUUUUGUGUAAAACAACCUUUUUGAGAUUCACAUUGCAUUGUGGGAUUGUAUGACAAACAAGCUUUGCAUGGUUUGCACAAACCUGAAACUAAGCUGUACAUACCAAAGAUCUCAUAAGCAGCGCAUAGUGGCGCAAGAUGGAGAACUCUGCCAAAAUGGUGUAAUCACCAUGGGCGCCAUUCGAAUGUGCAUGUUAAUGCAUAGGCGCAGACACACCAGGUGUGUGUGCCUGUCGCAGCACCUGCGCCUGUUGCAUUAACAUGUAUUGCGCAAGCGUAUUGCUGCCCAAAUUGCAUACAUGCGAUUACAACGUUUCACAAUUAUUCACGGUGAAGUUCUCAAUCAUUUGCAGCUAUGUGGCACUGUAGAUCUAUGGUACAGUCAAACACGCUUAAUACAUGUACAAGCUCGAAGGGACUCUCCAAGAAACCUUGUCUUACGGUAAAACUUGUGUUUUACGUGUUGACACUUAUCCCAUUCAUAGAGCGCAAGUCUGGCGUCAUGCACCAGCGGGCAUUGUUAUACCUACGGCAAUGUACUACAGGCCUACAUGUACAAGUACUGUGCGAUAAAGUAUAUGCAGUAGAUUAGUAUUCAAAGUACAGCCUUUAACUUGUCAAUAAAUUUUAAAUCAUAUUCGAAUGAAUAAAACAAUGAUUUCAAAUACGCCUACUUGUUUGGCGCAACAGCAGAGAACACAGGUUGUAAGUGGCCAGCCGCCCUGUGCCGCGCGCACGCGGCGUGGCCCAGCAAAGCACUCCUUAGAAACUGGUACCCGACAUUGCACGUGAGUAAAGGUUUAAUUAACUUGAUAACCAGUUCAUAUAAUGACCGGACGUAAGAGGGCGUUGAAAUUGGGGAAUUUCCAUUGGUUUGUAAUUGGCGAGAGGGGAUCUAUUUUCAAAUCAGGUUGACCCAUAAUUGUUCGGCUUAAAAAAAAAACCUUUUAGGACCAGAACUGCUGUGAUCAAAACUCCUUUGAUGCUGCGACAUCGCAACACCUACAUGUAUUAUCGUCUAGAAUAAAGCCCCCUCUAGCAGCACAAGGAACAGUCACCGUUGGUAAAACCGUUGUGAAAAUUGCCGAGCGGAUUAGCAUUUUUGGAGAACUUCUGAUGCAGUUCCAUCAGGAAUUACUUACUGGAAUUACUAGGAUUAAGCUUUUGACAAUGCUUUUCAAUUGUACUCGUAUUAAAAAUGCCAUGGACAAUGGUUUUUGACACUGCUGGUUAGGCAAAAGUGCUUGUCGUGUCUGUGUUCUCGUCUUAGCAUAGCUUGUAUUAAGUAAGUUUUCAAUCAUAGUAAUGUGUACAUUUUGAACAGGACUGAAGAAAUAUGCUCGUCUUAAGCACGAUCUCAUCCCAAGCGUGCUCGUGUUAAUCGUGUUUGACUGUAUAUGCUUGUGAAAUGUUAAUCAAUUCUGAAUAUCUGUUUUUGAAGAGUCAGAAUCAAGAUCGUGUCUUUUCACAUAGCAGGACUUCAAAUUAAAUUUGGGAAUAAGGUUAUUCAAAAACAUUAAAUUUUAAAGCAACAUGUAAUUGGUUAGUGAAAAGUUGGGGAAUCCCCUGUAUUGACACCAGGUUCUACAUGUAUGUUGGACUAUAACCAUUGGUGUCAGUAUACAGGUACAUGUAAUACACAAAUAUGUUUUUGAGUGCAGUGGAAAUAAUUUCUUGAGGUGACAGAUGAAAUGUUUGACUCCAUGAAGCGGAGCUGAGUGGAAUGGAACAUUUAAUCUGCCCCUGAAUGAAUUAUUCUUACCACUGCAUGAAUGAGAAACAUUAUUUGUUUACAAUACCGGCACAAAUCUUCAUCUACAUAUAUUAGAAGAACAGACAGGUCCCAAGUGCUCGUAUCUAACAGCCGUUUUAUUGCCAAACAGAUUUGUGUCCAAAGUGCUACGUACAUGUAGUUCCGUGCAGUGUUCUAAAAAGACGGGUUUCCAUCCCAACAUUAUUUUCGCCUCAGUGGAAAUGAGAUACAAUGGGUGUUGAACCAGUCAAGUGAAAUUAAGGACCUGUUUGUUUCACAUGGAUCUUGAUCAAUGAUCUCAAGGCUGUUACAUGUACAUGUAUGUGUGUAUCUACAUUAGGCGGAUUCUGGUGUCAACAUCAUAUCGCUGAUGGGGGUCCAAAUCUGCACGAACCAAACGGGCCCAAAAUUCUAUUGAAGGGGUACCACUGAAUAGAAUGAAUAAUUUAAUGACAUUUGAUCAACAAUCCACCAAUCAGAUGAUGAGGAUUUAUGCAAGCAAAUGUUGACCAAUCAGAAUUUGAAGCUCACUCAUCCCACAUUGACCUAUUACAGUGUAUUACAGCCUAGUGACAGAUCCUAGUGACAGAUGUCACUGCAACCAGCGUGAUGUGGUUAAUCAGUAUUUGUGGCGUUUGGCUUUCUAAAGUUGAAAGUUUCUGGUAACAAUUAUACAUUAUAUUAUAGAUCAGAAAAAUUCUGAACCAAAGUCAAUUUUUGACUCUCUUCCCACAGGGGUGUGAGUGAAAUCCAUGGUUCAUUUGUCAUCCAGUCCCUCUGAAACGAAAAUGUCAAAAUAGUUGAUUUCAACAAGCUACAGUAGUUUAUAAAACAUUUGCAAAUGUGCUGUUUUCUUUUAACGUACUGGUACAUGUUCUGUACAUAACAUGUACGAGUUGAAGCAGUGAUAGGACUCUAUGAAAUCAGCCCAAACUUUAUUCCAACCUACAUGUAUAAAACUGCAGGAGCACUUUCACUUGCCCAGAAGGGCCAAGCAUUGUUCAUUAUUUUACCCUAGAGUAUUGCUUGAUGCACAGGUACAUGUGUACCUGGACAUCACGCAGGGUCAAUGACUUUAGGGAGGAGAAAUGUUUGCAUUCUGUGCACACAGUUUGUUUUGGGAACGGUGCAUAAUACUAGCCCCAGUUAUGGACUGUGCUGUGCUUCAUCUAUCAAUGUUGUUUCCAAUAGUAUGUUUUUCUGGUAUACUCUAGAGGCCUAUUGAUAUUGGUCUCUGUGGGUCAGAGAUCAAAAGUCAAGGUCAUUAGUAUUUUAAAAAGAAAGGGAGAUCAUUUUCCCCAUUGAGACAGUUUCUGUCAUGGGCUAAGGUUUGGUGUGGACCUUCUCCAGGAAAUAUGCAAAUUAGACAGGUGCAUAUGGGCUACUACCACCAGUUGGCAAGCGCAGCCAUUAAGACUGUCCGCAAUGUACAUGUAAGAGAGCUGCUGUAACCAUUACCUGGCACGUUGAAGGUCAAUCAAAAUCUUAUUACAGCAUCUCUCCGAUACUUCAGCACACUUUUUUUGAAACUAUGGUACAUGUGUACAUGUAAAUUACAUGUACAGUAAGUUGCCAGUGUCCUGACAUCUGAAAGUAACAAUUCUUGUCUUUACAUUUAGUACUCAAGUUAAGCUACCGGUAUACUAGUACAGAAAUGGCGUGUGUAAAUGUGCUAAUACUUCCAUGCACAUGGAGAUUUGUACUGUGUAUUUGUUAUGUCAUUGAUUUAAGCAACUUUACCAACCAGUGGUACUGGUAGUAAUGCACAUGCGCCUGCCUUUUUGUGCGUAUUUUAUGGGAAAGGUCCCUUUAUGGGGUAUUUGUGUUGAUCACGUCAAUCUUGUUUUGGGAAUUUUUACUAAUGAGUUUUAGUUCACCUGCAAAGCAUUCUUAUGAAAUACAUGUAGUCUAGGAAACAGUUUUGAUUCCUGUGAGCAGAUCUUUAUAACUUGAUACAUGUAUACAUGUACAUGUAUGGAAAAACAUAAUCUUUGUUACAAUAUUGGAAGCAAGAUUUUGAAUGAAUUACCUCCAAGGCCUGAUCUUUUAAGCAGAUAACCGUUUUGAAAGACAGAACAGGUUUUUUUCACGUUUUUCCUUUUUUUUUAUUUCAAAUGUUUUUGUGUGUGGUUUUGGUUAAUGUCCCUGUGUCAGAGAAGAAGACAUGGAAACUUGAAUGGAAUUCAGAGAAUAGGAGGAACUGGUAUACAUCUGUAUUAGCAAUUCAACAUCUACAUUGUACAUGUACAUGUCCCAGUACAUGAAUCUACCAUACAUGUAGUUCUUGCAGACUCUGGCAUACUGAUGAGUGUAUGAUUGUAUGUACAUGUACAGUUCAUGUACCAGUACAUGUAAAUGUAUUUGUGCACAUUUUAUGAUUAAUUAUGGAAGACGUGGCCCUUUGACCUCCAGAUUUCAACCCCUUAGAUUGUGACCCACUGACAGCAGAAGUGGGAGGGCCAGGGGGACCGGUGCCCCUCUCCCACACACAUUUUUGCAGGUCCAGUAAUUGGGUGGGGCUUAGUGGAUCGAGCUUUUAAUGGCUGAUGCCAGAUGGUCUAACAACUGCCCCCCCCCCCACUUUAAAAAUCAUUCCAUUGUAACCUACACGUAUAUAUAUAUACAUGUACAUGUAUAUGAGCAUGGAAUUUUGGCAGUGGCAAGCUUGAUUAUGUGAAGUAAAACAUGACACACACAUUCAGAUUCAAAUGUCCAUCCCUGGUCCCCGUGCACUCGCCAUACCGUGCAAAAUGGUGAGGCCUACACGUACGUAUUCAUGUAGUGGGGCUGAAGUCUGGUUGUAUUAAUGUCUGUGUAAUAGCCAUCCAAAACAUUUAUGUCUGUAUGUCCAUGUAUUUGUUUGUAUGUCCAUGUAUUUCCCACUGAGGUCUGAAACCUUUUUGGAUGGGCAAGGCCCAAACACGGUCCGCUGAUAUCAUCAGCUGACCCCUGCCUACCCAUCAAUGGCCUUUUGCAGAGGUCGUCACCAUGUUCAUGAAGAGAUUACUUUGGCCAGCACUUGCCAACUUUCCAAAUUCCAGUGUUUCAACCAAAUCAACAACACUAUCUGAUGCCAAUGUCUUGGUGAAAUCAUUCUGACCAAUUAAGCAUUCUAUCAUUGCAUAAGUUACAUGUACUAAGGGUCAUUUUGUUUCACAGCCACAGACCCCCUUGAACAAGGGAUGACUCUCAUGAGAUCGGGGGGGGGGGACUACAUAUCACAUGUACAUGUUUCUAACACUUCUGGGGAAAGCUACAUGUACUGUAUGGGAACACAACUGUACAGUUGCCAGCCAUUCCAGAGGUGUCUCAUCCAGGCCAAAUUUGUCCUUGCUAAAAGGUUGUACACGUAUGCCAGAGGAGUGACAGGCCUCUUUGAAUGUACAUGUACAUCGGUCCAAAUGCCACUAUGUAUUGGACACCUGGUUUUCUUGUCAAUAAUGGCCGCAGUCGUGUGUAAUAGCAGACAGAAAACCAACCAGAAUUAACAAAAAUGGCAAAAUCAGGGACCUAGCGACUUGCAAUCACAGAGGGUAGACCACGAAACAAAGCAGGAUAGAUGCACGCGCAUGUACAGACUUACAGUGUAAUAUACACCUGUACAUACCAGGAAAGACUUCUCAGAGAAACUACAUGUAUUGCUAAUCGACACUACACCGUGUUAAAAAAUACCUCUAUGCUCCAUCCUGGAGAUUGUUUUAAUGCAUGUACAUGUAUGUACAGUGUACAGUAAGUUACUCAUUGCAUUUUGUAUUCAGAUCUUGAUGUUUGGUCGUUGUACAGUAUCGUUACCGUACAGGUAAUCCUGAGCAUUACUUUAUUUUCUUAGAUUUGUACAUUUACGAGAAGACUCAUAUGUAGAUGUUAAUAAUGGUUCCACAUUUUGUGAUUACACGUAUGUGUCUUGUUACAUCAUUACAUGAAUUUUUCAAUUUGAAAUUGCAUUUAUAUUGGGAUCAACUAAUUUUGGGGAGACUUUUUGGGUAUGUUGUUUUUCAUUCAGUAUAGUAGAAACUAAAGUGAAGUUUACAACGGUACUUAAAAGUAAUGUAAAAUUUAACAAAUCAGCUUGUAAUUGAGGAAUAUUGAAUUUCUGGCGAGGAUACAUGUAUGUACAUGUGUUUUUCCUUGUAAGCAAAUAGUCUUGAAACCAAACAUUAAGUUGAGGCUACACAUGUACAUGUAUGUUUGAAUGAAGAAUACUGUAGUAGUUGAUCAUUACCGGUAAAUGUGCAUGUACUUCAAAAUAAACAUCACAUACAGUCCAAGAUACAUGUAUGUAUUCAAACAAAAACCACAACUGUGUAGCAUGGGUGCAUACUGUACAUGUACAUGUAGUAACCACAUCACAGUACAAGUAUAGCCGGAUUCCAAUCUAAAAUCUCAGAUUUUUAUGUACAUGUAAUGCUCAUCCUGACAUUGCUCCAUAGACUUAUGCACACUGUUAAACUGCCCAUGGUUCUUAUGUUUAGAUGGACACCAUCAAAAUCCUGGUGCCUAAAUGUUAAUUUCCAAAAGGCGCUGUCAGACUGUAGGUACAUUUUUUUUUGUAUUUACAUGUACUGGUAUUGUACAUGUAAAUUUUGGAUUAUUGUUACUCGCCAUCCUACAUGUAUCUCAAUGGGAUAAAGUCGUAUCUGUAACCUGCUCCACAUCUUACCAGAUGGAGUUGAGUUGACUGUAUAUGCUGGCAGUAUCUUCAUAAAUGUACACCCCUGUAUUGUAUUGUAUUGUAUUGUAUUGUAUUGUACAUGUAUGUUCUCCCCAGAGUGAACCGUAAAGAUGAGUAUUGCAUGAUGACGGUUUAUUCCAGUUUUGAUACACUUACAAAAAGGAAUCAGUUUUCCUCGGUAGCAUGGAACUUGUUGCAGCUUAAAAAUACUUUUCGUAACUUUUUAAUCUACAUGUAGUAUUUUAUGUUACAUGUACCGGUAUAUGUACAAGUAUUAUAUGUCAAUUUCAAUGAAAUAAUUUGUUUUCAAUUUCAGCAAUCACAAUGGAAAUGAAUGUUGAAUAAACUCAUAAGAAACUGUGGACCCUACAAAUCUGUCUAGUUGCUCUCCUUUUCAGUGGUAAAUGUGAGGAAACCUUUUACUCUCUCUUUCUCUCCCAGCAUAUGCAUAGGCUUGCAAAUGCUUUACUUUGGAACACA